GUGAGUGUGAGUGGGUGAUUGAGUGAGUGUGACUGGGUGAUUGAGUGGGUGAGUGAUUAAGUGAGUAAUUGAGUGAGUGGGUGAGUGAGUGGGGGGUGGGUGAGUGGUCGAUUGAGUGAGUGAGUGGGGGGGUGGGUGAGUGAGUGAGUGAGAGUGAGCCAGGCCUACUCUGGGCACUGAGCCUCUCCGGUAACUGUGGGUGAAGUCAGGGGACUGAUGUCAGCCCAUCGAGGCCUGAAGCCUGAGGGAGUGUGGCCGGCCCUGGAGGAGAAUUUCCUGGCCUUCCCGCUGGGCCGGCGUGAUGCCUACACCCCAAGGCCCGGCCCCGGAUGGGAGCAGGAGGAGGAGGCCGAGAGGCUGAAGGAGGCGCUGAGGAGGAGAGGGCAGGAGUUGUUUCUGAUCGUGGAGUUGGCCAGGGCCCUGGCGGAGAAGGCCGGGCAGCUGGGCCGCCGCAUGGAGCCGCCCGAGUGGGAGACGGAGGGACUGCCGAGAGAGGAGAGGGAGCUGAGUCGGAGGGGCGAGGGACGGUCGAGAAUGAAGGAGCCUCGAGUUCACACGCUGGAAUCCGAGCUACGGGGAGAGAGCAGGGGGGACAGGCUUGCGGAGAGAGGGAGGCCUGGAGAGGAAAGGCCGGACCAGGCACAAAUUUCCGGAUUUCAGGAGAGCAGAUAUUUCCAGAAAUUUCCAGAACGUUCCCGGAGGGAGCUGGAGACUCCAGAGAGACCGGGGAGUGGACAACAGGGUCGAGUACAGGAGGGAGACAGCGCAGAGUUUGAGGAACUGCAGGAGCCGAUCCAGGACAGUGAUCCGCUCCGAGUCUUACAGCAGGCCAUCCACUCCCGGGACGAAGCAAUCCGCAAGAAGCGAGAGUUGGAGCGAGAACUGGAACAAGUUCGGGACGAAAGAGAUUCUCUAAGUCGGCAACUUAUCACCACCGUUCGUCACAAGGCUCGACUUAGUCAAGAACUAGAGGACUGGCAGGAGGAUGUACAGACUAUUCUACGACAGCAGCUACAGACUCAGCAUGGACAGGAGAGGCGUGGGGAGAGUUUGAGGGGAGGGGGUAGAGUCGACACACCUUCCCCUUCCCAAUCUCCCCGGGACCACCGCGGUCUCCUCUCCCUCUUCCGGAAACUCUAAUGGGGAAAGGAGAGCACACCCCUUCCCCUCCCCCCCCCCUCCUCUUCUCUUCUCACCCCGCACCCGUCCCCUUCUCCCCCCAUUCUCCCUCUACCGCCCUCCCCUCCCCUCUCCUUCUCCCCUCACCUUCCCCCUCCCUUUCCUCGUUUCACCCUCUGUCCCGAGACUGUCCCUUAAGGAAGAUGUUCUGUCGAGAAGGGCUGUCCUAAGAAAGACGGUCCCUUUAAGAGAGACUGUCCCUUUCAGUAGGAAAAUACUCCUGAGGACUGUAGCUUUAAGAAGGACUGUCCCUUUAAUACGGACUUUACCUUUAAGAGUGGCUGUCCCAUUACGAAGGACUGUCCUUUUCAGAAAGGGCUGUCCGUUUAUGAAAGACUAUCACUUUAAGGGGGAAAACACCUUCAUGAUGCACUGUCCCUUUAAGAAGGAAUAUACCUUUAAGGUAUGUAUCUUUAAGGACUGCAUCUUUCAAAUACACUGUCGCUUUAAGAAAAAAGUUACACUCAAGGACUGCUCCUUUAAGAAGGACUGCAUCUUUAAGGACUGCCCCUUUAAGAAGGACUGUCCAUUUAAGAAGUCAUAUCUACGGAUUGUACCCCAAAGGACUGCCCUCUUUAAGAAAUGUGGUGCCCUCUGUGAAGACACUUUUAUUUCUCUAGCACAUUUAAAAAACAACUCUCGUUGACCAAAGUGCUUUACAUUGGUGGAGGUACUAACGUUAUACAACAUUGGUUCAUAGAUUAAGUACAUACAUAAAUACAUACAUAUAGCCCUCC
Molecule: messenger RNA, 1916 nt
Organism: Amblyraja radiata (thorny skate)
Lineage: Eukaryota; Metazoa; Chordata; Chondrichthyes; Rajiformes; Rajidae
Product: BICD family-like cargo adapter 2
Exons: 6
Coding region: 217-1140 (307 amino acids)
Biological process (GO): Golgi to secretory granule transport; vesicle transport along microtubule
Source: RefSeq, a predicted model, not a curated record